GUCUCUUCUUACUUUUCUUUCCUAGUUCUCAUCCAUGAAAACAGUGAAGUUAUUGUAAAAUUAUCAAAUCUAACAUUUUGCCAUCAGAAACUUAUCUCUACCUCUCUCAGUUCCAACAUCAAACUAGGAAGCCAUUUGUCAAAACCAUAACUCCAUAAGCAAUUAGCAAUGUCUGAUGAAGUUGUUCAUGUUGCCAUGUUUCCAAGUGCUGGAAUGGGUCAUCUCACACCAUUCCUAAGACUAGCAUCAUUGUUUCUUAACAACAAUUGCAAAGUCACUCUCAUCACUCCUCUUCCCACUGUCUCUCUUGCAGAAUCCCAGCUUCUUGAUCACUUUCACUCUUCUUUCCCUCAAGUCAACUUCAUCCCAUUUCAUCUUCAACCUUCUUCUCCUGAUUCUGUUGUUGAUCCUUUUUUCCAUAGAGUUCAAACCCUUCGCGACUCCACCAACCUUCUUCCUCCUUUGAUCUCUUCACUUUCACCACCCAUCACUGUUUUCAUCUCUGAUAUCUUCCUUCUUUCACCUCUCAUUUCAAUCACUCAACAACUUUCUCUACCUAACUAUACCUUGUUUACUUCUUCAGCUUCCAUGUUCUCCUUCUUUUCUCACUUCCCUACUCUUGCUCAAUCAAUAUCUGAUGCUUCUGCUGAGAUUUCUGAGAUACCAGUUCCAGGUAUUGCAUUUUCACCUUUACCAUAUUCAUCUAUCCCACCGAUUCUUUUCAAGCCUACCAUAUUCAGAAAUCUUAUGAUGGAAGAUAGUCCUAACCUAACAAAACUACAAGGUGUUUUUCUCAACACCUUUAAAGCACUUGAAUCUCAUUCACUACAAGCUCUUAAUAAUGGAGAAGUUGUUAAAGGAAUGCCUCCUGUUUAUGCUGUUGGUCCUUUUGUUCCUCUUGAGUUUGAGAAAGAAAGUCAAAAGGAAACAUCAUCAGAAUCACCACCAUUGACCAAGUGGCUUGAUGAACAACCUAUUGGAUCUGUGGUUUAUGUUUGCUUUGGAAGCAGAACUGCAUUAGGAAGGGACCAAAUGAGAGAGAUUGGUGAUGGGUUGAUGAGAAGUGGAUACAAUUUUUUGUGGGUUGUUAAGGAUAAGAUUGUUGACAAAGAAGAUAAAGAAGUUGGGUUAGAUGAGGUUUUAGGAGUUGAGUUGGUAGAGAGAAUGAAGAAAAAAGGUUUGGUAGUUAAGGAAUGGGUGGAUCAAAGUGAGAUUUUGAGUCACAAAAGUAUAGGAGGAUUUGUGAGUCAUUGUGGAUGGAACUCAAUUAUGGAGGCAGCUUUGAAUGGUGUGCCAAUAUUGGCUUGGCCACAACAUGGUGAUCAAAGGAUAAAUGCAGGGUUGGUUGAGAUUAGUGGAUGGGGGAUUUGGAACAAGAAUUGGGGUUGGGGUGGUGAACGUGUUGUGAAAGGAGAAGAAAUUGGAGAUGCUAUAAAAGAGAUGAUGAAGAAUGAAUUGUUUAAAGUUAAAGCAAUAGAGCUUAAAGAUGGGGGAUUGAGGGCUAUUAGCAUUGGUGGGGAUUGUGAGGUUACUAUUCAGAAGCUUAUUCGAAAGUGGAAAAACAAUGUCAACAAUUAAUGUUUGAGGUUGUUCUCUUUUAGUAUCUAGGAUUCUAGGAAAUAUGUAUGUUUCUUAUGGAAUUAUUGGCUUAAUAAUCGAAAUAAUAAUGAUGUUGUCUA
Messenger RNA from Medicago truncatula (barrel medic), 1679 nucleotides. RefSeq names its product UDP-glycosyltransferase 708D1. The record is from RefSeq and is a predicted model, not a curated record. The coding region runs from base 169 to 1578 and encodes 469 amino acids. The transcript has a single exon. Gene Ontology annotation, molecular function: UDP-glucosyltransferase activity. Lineage: Eukaryota; Viridiplantae; Streptophyta; Magnoliopsida; Fabales; Fabaceae.